AACACCACUCACUUCCUGUAAGAAUUCACAACAUAGGCGAUACACAGAAGCUAACCAUAUAAUUGUAACCAGAGGACAAAUAAUAUUGAUGUAGCAUAAAUUCUCACCAACAACAAUGAUUCCUUACACUGUCAACAUCAAACUCGCGGCUCGGACGUUGACUGGCACCCUUAAUUUGCAGAAUAAAACCGCUGUAGAUUGGGGUUGGCAAGGGCUAAUAGCUCAAGGAUGUCACUCCAGCAUUCUGAUAAUCGAUCCAAAAACGGCUCAGACUAUCCAGGUGCUGGAGAGGCACAAAGCAAUUGUGGUCAAGGUAAAAUGGUCCAGGGAAAAUUACUACCACAACCUAAGCUCGCCCUACUGUCUGCGGCUGGCAUCAGGAGAUGCAUCGGGGAAGAUCAUAGUGUGGGAUGUGGUCAGCGGGACUGCCCACUGUGAGAUCCAAGAGCACUCCAAACCUAUCCAGGAUUUGGAGUGGCUUUGGAAUCAAGAUGCAUCUCGUGAUCUCCUGUUAGCUGUUCAUCCUCCCAACUACAUUGUUUUGUGGAACGGAGACACAGGCACCAAGCUGUGGAAGAAGAGCUAUGCUGAGAACAUCCUCUCCUUUUCAUUUGACCCCUUUGAUCCUUCGAACAUGGCAUUGCUGACCAGUGAAGGAAUUGUCUUUAUCACAGACUUCUCCCACUCUAAACCGCCAGGCAGUGCUGGCAAAAAGGUUUACAUUGCCAGCCCGCAUGCAAGCCCAGCUCACACCAAACCUGCACCUGCUGCUGCGCCAGCCCCCACUGGUGCCAAGAAGGCCCUCAACAAAGUCAAGGUGCUCAUCACCAAUGAAAAACCCACUGCCGAGGCAGUGACGUUGAAUGACUGCCUGCAGCUUUCCUACCUGCCAUCCAAGAGGAACCACAUGCUGCUGCUUUAUCCCAGAGAGAUUUUAAUCCUGGACCUGGAGCUCAGCCAGACGGUGGGUGUGGUGGCUAUUGAGCGCUCCGGGGUGCCCUUCAUCCAGGUGAUUCCCUGCGCUCAGCGCGACGCCCUCUACUGUCUCCAUGAGAAUGGAUGCAUCACACUCCGAGUGUGUCGCUCCACGGCUGCUCCAGAGGAAGCAGCAGACCCAGAACAGAGUGUCCAGGAGCUUGUUUACGACCUCCGCGCCCAGUGCGAUGCCAUCCGAGUCACCAAGACAGUGCGCCCAUAUCGCAUGGUAAUCUGUCCUGUAAACGAAAACAAAGCUGCACUGAUGGUCAGCGAUGGGAGGGUGAUGCUGUGGGAGCUCAAAGCCUACACUGGCAGAGCUGCUGCUAAUCCAAGUUCGGGUCUGUCGCCUCUCUAUUCCCCUGUGGCAUUUUGUGGUGCUCCACUGGGUCCAAACCAAAAAAGGAUCCAGGACCUGUCUCUCAACAGCAUGAUAGGUCAGACUUUGAUAGCUGGUGAGGCUCCUCCUAUGUCCUCCAACCAGCAAGAAGUCCAGUUGAAGUUCCUGCUAACGGGUCUGCUAUCUGGUCUGCCUCUGCCACCAUUUGCCAUCCGCAUGUGUCCACCUCUGACCACUAAAAACAUAAACCACUACCAACCUCUUCUGGCUGCAGGCACCAGUAAUGGAUCUGUACUGGUCUACAACCUGACCAGUGGUCUUCUGCACAAAGAACUCAGUGUUCAUUCUUGUGAAGUCCGGGGCAUUGAGUGGAUAAGUCUCACCAGUUUCCUGUCCUUUGCCACUUCUGCUCCCAAUAACAUGGGUCUGGUGCGGAAUGAACUGCAGCACGUCGACCUGCCUACUGGCAGAUGCUUUGCAUUCAGAGGUGAGCGAGGAAAUGAUGAGCCACCCAUUGAGAUGAUUAAAGUGUCUCACCUCAAGCAGUAUCUGGUGGUGGUGUUCAGAGACAAACCCCUGGAGCUGUGGGACAUCAGGACGGGGACACUUCUCAGAGAGAUGGCCAAGAACUUCCCCACUGUUACUGCCCUGGAAUGGUCCCCAUCUCACAAUCUGAAGAGCUUGAAAAAAAAGCAGAUGGCAGCGAGGGAGGCCAUGGCUCGUCAGACGGUGUCAGAUGCCGAGCAGAGUAGCGUUGAAUCCUCAGUCAUCAGUCUUCUUCAAGAUGCUGAGAGCAAGUCAGAGACCAGCCAGGCCAUCUCAGCCAGGGAGCACUUCGUAUUCACUGACACAGACGGACAGGUCUAUCACAUCACCGUAGAGGGCAACACGGUGAAAGAUGGUGCACGAAUCCCCCCUGAUGGCAGCAUGGGUAGUAUUGCCUGCAUUGCCUGGAAAGGUGACACCCUGGUGCUUGGAGAUGUAGAUGGCAAUCUCAAUUUUUGGGACCUUAAAGCUCGUUUGUCAAGGGGGAUCCCAACUCAUCGUGGCUGGGUGAAGAAGAUCCGCUUCGCCCCGGGUAAGGGCAACCAAAAGCUGCUGGUCAUGUACACAGAUGGAGCAGAAGUCUGGGACACCAAAGAGGUCCAAAUGGUCAGCAGCAUGCGUAUUGGGCGCAAUGUGAACUAUCGCAUCUUAGACAUUGAUUGGUGCACAUCAGACAAGGUUGUGUUGGCAUCGGAUGAUGGUUGUAUCCGAGUGCUGGAGAUGGCUAUGAAGUCUGCCAGCUACCGCAUGGAUGAACAAGACCUGAGUGAUCCAGUGUGGUGCCCUUACCUCUUGCUGCCCCGAGCUGCCCUCACCCUCAAGGCUUUCCUUCUACUGCAACCCUGGUCAGGAACUUUCACUAUGGACAUCACUCAGGUAGAUUACAGUGAAAAAGUUGAGAUUAAAGGCCUGGUCCAGGAGCAGCUCAACUCGUUGUCAAAUGAUAUGAAGAGUGUGCUGCUGGACCCGGAGCUCAGUCUUCUGCAGCGCUGCCUCCUGGUGUCACGGCUGUUCGGGGACGAGUCUGACCUUCACUUCUGGACAGUGGCCUCCCAUUACCUCCAGUCAUUUGCACAGGCUCGUCAGCUAAGUGUGACCACUGCAGAGGGAAGUGAAGGAACCCAACCAUCCCCUCAGAACCACCUGGACAUCUGCCAUGACAUCUUAUGUGAGAGUUCUUACUUCCAGAAAUUCCAGUUGGAUCGGGUUCACUUGCAGGAGGUGAAGCGUUCCAGUUAUGAACACACCAAGAAAUGUGCUGACCAGCUCCUCCUGCUGGGUCAGACCGACAGGGCGGUGCAAUUACUGCUGGAGACCAGUGCAGACAACUCCAGCUACUACUGUGAUUCACUCAAGGCCUGCCUAGUGACGACCAUCACCUCCUCAGGCCCCUCACAGUCCACAAUCAAACUUGUGGCCACCAACAUGAUUGCGAAUGGCAAGCUCGCAGAGGGAGUUCAGUUGUUGUGUUUAAUUGACAAGGCAGCCGAUGCCUGCCGAUACCUGCAGACCUACGGGGAGUGGAACCGAGCCGCAUGGCUGGCUAAGGUGCGGCUGAAUCCAGCAGAGAGCUCAGACGUGCUAAAGCGCUGGGCAGAACAUCUGUGCUCCGCACAGGUCAACCAGAAAUCCAAAGCCAUCCUCGUGCUGCUUUCCCUUGGCUGCUUUUACAAAGUAGGAGAAAUGUUGCACAGUAUGAGGCACUUUGAUCGUGCCGCCCUCUUCAUCGAAGCUUGUCUGAAGUAUGGGGUGAUGGAGGCCAACGACACUUCAAAUAAACUCAUCGAGGCUGCAUUUUUGGAAUAUGCGCGGCUGCUACGCUCUCUUGGCCUGCGGGAGGGCGCCGCUCUUUGGGCGUCGCGGGCCGGCAGCGCUGGGGAGCAGCUGAUGGAGGAGCUGUUCCAAGGAGAGGGAGGUGGGCCGGACGCCACUGUCGGCGAAGAGGAAGUGGAGCUGGGGCAGGAGAGCACCGAGUGAUCUCCAAAAAUAAAGGUUUAUUACGGGGUCUGGGAUUCAGUCUGACUUUAACAACCCAACCAUCAUAUACGAACUGUCAGCAUCCAGGAGAGUCAUUAUCAUCUUCAUCUUCUUCACAUCAGCAGAACAGAACAGAUUUCAGGUGGUAAUUCCGUUUGCGUUUGUUACUGGAGACUACCUGUGGUUGACAUUUUUAUGUGUGUGUGGUGUAGAACCAGUGCGAGUUUGUGCUCAUGUGUAAAUGCAUGUAACAUCAAAAGAAACACUUUGUUUCCUCCUUUCAUGGACAAAUUGCCACCACCUUUAUAUCAGUCUCCGUUGGUUAAUAAAUUUGAAUUCUUUGAUUUUUCUUUUUAAACGGUUACUAGUUGAGCCUUGUUUUGUGUGCCUGUAUGAAUAACUUGAAAGUACUGUUGUAGCUGUACACAUUUAAUUUGCCUUACUGUUGAGAUGAAAAACAACCUGAUGUAUUUAUCCCCAAAUAAUCAGCUUCCUGGUACAUUUUAAAUGGCUUCUUAAUGACUGAAUUCCAAGAUUAGAUUUUUGCACUUUUGAGUUCACCAAAAACACUUUAUUUGUGUUAAAAACAUGUUUAACAAUCUGUGAGAUUCAUAGUACAUUAGACAUUUAAUCCACAACAGGUAGUGUAGCCUGCUGCUCAAAGCUCUGCAAGCUGUAACUGCUGAAUGGUGUCAAAUUAUAUAACUAGGCCACUGUGCGCUUAUUAGCCACUUAACACUGUAUUAUCUCUCUUCAGAGAGAAGGGAGAAGAAUAUGAGCACCUGAGUGAUACCAUUUAAUUAGCUUACACAAGUUAAAUAGAUAGUUAAAUAGAUACUGGAUGUUCAUCCAUUCCAAUUAUCCAAAUGGAAAUUUUAACAUGCUAUUUUUAUGAAGACUUGCACGGAAACUUAAUCUGUGGACUUUGAUGUUUGUAUAUUGAAGUUAAGUGUGUGUGAUAGAAAAAGAGCUAUCUAAACGAGACCUCUGAUUCAUGUAAAAAUCUGUGCUGCUCCUACUGUUGCUCACAACAAUCAUACGAAACCCAACAUGCUGAAAUGGUUGACACUAGCAGGCGCCCGUCCUUUAGCUCUGCUUUUGCCUUCGUUUUUACAAGGUAAACAUAUCCACACCACCGAGAACAUCUGGAAAAGCAAAGCAAAGGGGUUUAGUGAGUGUGUGUUUAAUUGCCUUGUAGUGUGUUAAGUUGUCCUGAAACGAGACGGUAACUCCAUCCUUGGGCACUUUUUCAUGUUGUUGUGUUUCGUAAACAUUUCAUUGCUGUUUCUCUUCUGUGUUACAAUAAAAAAAAAAAAAAGAUAAAAGAAAGGCAGUGUAACUAUGGCAACACAUGCCUAUUUUAGGGGACUUUGUGUUGUUUCUGUAUGUAUCCUUUUCACAUAGCCCCACUAAGAGUAGGAUCUCAUAGAGUCAUCCAACCCAGCAGAGGAGCUACUUAACGCUGCGUCCUCCAGAAGCAACGCGUUCUGCCUCUUGAUGAUUGGCUUCAGUUUGAUUCAUGUACACAGUUUGUUUUUUGUUUUUUUCAAAAGUUUAAAAACCAGGCAUGUAGAAAUGUCUUUAUAUGUUUUCUUAAAUUAAUCAUCAGAAUUGUGCUGGAGUUUAUCUUUUUUUUCCCCCAUUGUUCAUUGUUUACACAGUGAUUCCCAUUGACUUAAGCUGUAUUACAAAAGAAAAUUAUAUGUAUAUAUGGUUGCCAAUAAAUGCAGAUGUCAUUAACUUUA
Messenger RNA from Melanotaenia boesemani (Boeseman's rainbowfish), 5583 nucleotides. It is a transcript of the gene wdr11, whose product is annotated as WD repeat domain 11. The coding region runs from base 116 to 3838 and encodes 1240 amino acids. The record is from RefSeq and is a predicted model, not a curated record. Lineage: Eukaryota; Metazoa; Chordata; Actinopteri; Atheriniformes; Melanotaeniidae. Gene Ontology annotation, molecular function: protein binding. The transcript is spliced from 29 exons. Gene Ontology annotation, cellular component: cytoplasm.